AAUUCCAAGACCUCAUCGACCUGUUGUCUUUAUGAUGCUUGAAUGUUAGACAUGCGAUACGAGCAUUCUGGAUUUGAUGGAUUUUUUAAUAUGAUACUGAAGCCGUAAUGUAUAAGCAAGACAAAGAGUCGAUGGGAGGCUUGAGUCUGAUUUCUAGCUUACAAACAGCACGUCUUUUAAUUUUACCUAUAGCGUUUCUAUCGCGCCAUAAGAAUUCUGAGCUUUUUUGUGAUGCAUUGCAUCGAUGUGUUCAUGAUUGCUGUGUAGAUACGAGCGUGAUUGAUGCUUAGAAGUACAUUGUGCCUUGUUAAUUAAAUUUCUCGAGGUACGUUUGUAGAUGGUCCAGCGGCUCCGGAACAAAGUAUGCAUCCAACAUCAACUAACACUAUUUGUAGCAGUCACAACGACUUUUUAUCUAACUUUGGCUACCAUAGAGAGACAUACAAGUCGUGAGGGCAGGACAUUCCAAUCCCUUAAGAGACAAGGAGCUCGAAAAGAGAGUAGAAGAUGACCGACUUGUAUUCGUAUUCAGGCGCUUUGCACAACUUAAUGUCAAGAGCUGUUCAGCAGUAGUACUAAGCUAGCUAGAAGAUCGUAAGCCAACACAUCGUAAAGAAAUGAGACUUCUUGCGCGUACAAUCGAGUCAAGGGAUAAGCACACUGCACCGAAUAUUUUGAAGGAUAUGAAAUAAAUGCCUAAGAUGUCGUUUCUUUGUCGAAAAUCGAUGAAUACCAGCAAUUCUGUUCUCUUCCCGCAAGCAAGGGAAGAUCUAUGAGCAAAUUCAUAUCUUGACUGCUGUCUGCUUCUAGAUACAUGGAUAUCCCUUCGAUUUGCGUAACAGAUGGUUGCCCCACGCAAAGCAGCUAUCGAUAUUAAUUGCGGCGGAUUAUAUUGUGCCACAGAAAUGUAUCUUGGACAUGCCUUAGCAAGCUGAAUGAUUGCUUUUUAAAUCCCGAAUGUUGAAAGCCACUAUAUCGGGUACAACCUCGAUAAUUUUGAGGGUGACUGAAACAAAGGAAAGCAUAAGGAUGGGUGCAGCAGGCAAAGACAAACGAUCAGCUUCAAGCCAAAUGAAAGCGGCCAAUGAAAGAAACAAAUAGGGUUAAAUGAUAACGUGAAUAUUCAGUUCUAGUGGUAAUAUAUUUCCAUUCCUUACU
Plasmopara halstedii is the source of this 1158-nucleotide messenger RNA. RefSeq lists its product as uncharacterized. The record is from RefSeq and is a predicted model, not a curated record. The coding region runs from base 108 to 290 and encodes 60 amino acids. The transcript has a single exon. NCBI's taxonomy places the organism in Eukaryota, Oomycota, Peronosporomycetes, Peronosporales, Peronosporaceae.